Molecule: messenger RNA, 699 nt
Organism: Vanessa atalanta (red admiral)
Lineage: Eukaryota; Metazoa; Arthropoda; Insecta; Lepidoptera; Nymphalidae
Gene: eIF1A
Product: eukaryotic translation initiation factor 1A, X-chromosomal
Exons: 1
Coding region: 95-541 (148 amino acids)
Biological process (GO): translational initiation
Cellular component (GO): cytoplasm
Molecular function (GO): RNA binding; translation initiation factor activity
Source: RefSeq, a predicted model, not a curated record
ACUGACAGGCCUGACAGCUAGGUCAGUCAACAUAGAACUUAUGAGAUUUUCGUAGUCUUAAUUGUAUAUGUUUGUACUCAAGAUUAUAUAAAUUAUGCCGAAAAAUAAAGGAAAAGGUGGUAAAAACAGAAGGAGGGGAAAGAACGAAAAUGAAACAGAAAAACGUGAGUUAGUCUUUAAAGAAGACGGACAGGAAUACGCCCAAGUCACAAAGAUGCUCGGUAAUGGCCGCUUAGAGGCCAUGUGCUUUGAUGGCAUAAAACGUCUAUGCCACAUCAGAGGAAAGUUAAGAAAAAAAGUCUGGAUAAACCAGGGAGAUAUUAUAUUAAUUGGUUUACGAGAUUAUCAAGACGCAAAAGCGGAUGUCAUCCUCAAAUAUACCCCUGACGAGGCAAGGAAUCUGAAAACGUAUGGAGAAUUCCCUGAAACUGUACGCAUCAAUGAGACUGUAGUGUAUUCUGUUGAUGGUCUGGAUGAAGAUAUUGAAUUUGGUGAUGAAGUAAGCUCAGAAGACGAAGCUGAUACUGUUGAUAAUAUAUAAGUAAUUUUUAUAUGUCUAACAUACAGUAAGUCAAUGUAAAUUUAUUUUCCGUUAUGAAUAAACUGAAUUUGUGAUUUUGAUAUUUGUUCUCAAAAUUACAUGUAGUCUUACACCUUAAGAAAUGUCUAGAUUAUUUAGACACCCAGUAUUGUCAUAAA